Messenger RNA from Botrytis byssoidea, 1074 nucleotides. RefSeq lists its product as uncharacterized. The transcript has a single exon. The coding region runs from base 1 to 1074 and encodes 357 amino acids. The record is from RefSeq and is a predicted model, not a curated record. Lineage: Eukaryota; Fungi; Ascomycota; Leotiomycetes; Helotiales; Sclerotiniaceae.
AUGAACGGGAACCACUCGAAUAGAAGCCGCUCUAAUGGGAAUCGCUCCAACAGGAACAGCUUAAAUGGGAACUCCUCGAAUGAGAACAUCUCGAAUGGGAACCAGCCAUCCGGAGACAUCUCGAAUGGGAAUGACUUAUAUGAAAACAUCUUGAAUGGGGACCACUCAUAUGGAAGCAUCUCGAAUGGGAAUGACUUAUAUGGAAACCUCUUGAAUGGAAACCUCUCGAAUGGAAACCUCUCGAAUGGAUACAUCUCGGAUGGAAACCUCUCGAUUGGGGACCACUUGUAUGGAAACAACUUGAAUGGACCGUCGCAUAGCUCAGCGCCCCAAAUUGAUUGGAAAAAUUUAUUUCAGAUCAAAAAACAUUGGCUGGAGAGAUGUCAAGCUGAAUUGCAAGAUUCACAGUUAAAAUGCUUGCAAGUCCAAGAGCAAUUUCGAGAAUUACAGGAAAGCUACAAGGAACUCCGAGUGGCAUGGCAAAAUUUGUGGACAGGGCAAGAAAAAGAUUUGCAGCUCCGGGCGGAGACUGGAAGAGCUUUUCAAGUAUUUCAAACUGCGUACGAAGAAGAAAGAAAACAACGACUGCCAACUGAACUAGCACGGCAAUCAUUUCACGGCAAGUUACAGAGAGGUUUGCAGUUGGGGAAUGGAACGGCACAAAAUACAGCGCGAGAUUCGAACCUUUUCAAUUUCCAUAUUGGUCGCGACCCCUUCGAAAAUUUAACACAGCUCGCGAUGCCGGACCAAUCUCCGCCUUUAAAAUCUACGCUCAACCCAGUAGCACCUGUGUUUUCGGCGCCUCGUGAUGAUACUCGUGCUCAUUCUGCUGACUCGGCGUAUUAUUGUCCUUCAUCACAGAAGGCUAAGAAUGAAAAUGAGCCUGGGAUGUUCAAUGAUUCAGGUACCGCGAACAGCAGCAAUGCCAGUCCAAUAUCCACACCAUCCAGACCACCGAAUCCGAGUCAAACACUAUCCAGAAUUCCACGCAUGCGAUCCGAAUUUCCUCGCCUCCAUCAUUCAGACUCUUACCUGACUGACAUGCGAGCCGGCAGAGCUUCUACUCCAGAAUAA